Molecule: messenger RNA, 4832 nt
Organism: Balaenoptera ricei (Rice's whale)
Lineage: Eukaryota; Metazoa; Chordata; Mammalia; Artiodactyla; Balaenopteridae
Gene: SYNPO2
Product: synaptopodin 2
Exons: 4
Coding region: 21-3293 (1090 amino acids)
Biological process (GO): positive regulation of actin filament bundle assembly
Cellular component (GO): actin cytoskeleton; stress fiber; nucleus
Molecular function (GO): actin binding
Source: RefSeq, a predicted model, not a curated record
UACCCAGCUAAAAGAAGAAAAUGGGCACCGGGGAUUUCAUCUGCAUUUCCAUGACCGGAGGGGCGCCCUGGGGGUUCAGAUUGCAAGGUGGCAAGGAGCAGCAGCAGCCCUUACAAGUCGCUAAGAUCCGAAGCCAGAGCAAAGCCUCCGGGUCUGGGCUCUGUGAGGGGGAUGAAGUGGUUUCUAUCAAUGGCAACCCUUGUGCAGACCUCACCUACCCAGAAGUCAUCAAGCUCAUGGAGAGCAUAACAGACUCUCUCCAAAUGCUCGUCAAAAGACCAUCCAGUGGAAUAAGUGAGACUUUGAACUCUGAGACUGAAAACAAAAACCAUGAGCAUCUCAUCCAUGAAGGGUACGUGGAAAGUACCACCCUACAGAUUCGACCAGCCACGAAGAGCCAGUACAGAGAGUUCUACAUCGCCCAGGUCAAGAGUGGAGCUCCCCUAGCUGAGGACCAAGCAAGUGGUGCUGGUUUUUCUGGGAGCAUAAAAGAAGAAACAGGCCUGGCUCCUCACACGUCUGACUCUAAAAGUAGAUGCUUAGCAGAGGAGGUUAUCUUAAGGGAGAAGGCAGAAGCGGGGCAGCCAGGCACUGUGGUUGAGCUACAACUGACCCUUUCACAAGAGAGACACAAGCGCACUAGUGCCCCUGUAGUGGCUCUCCUGGGAGCUGAAAAAUCUAAGUCUCCUGACCCAGAUCCUAAUCUACAGCAUGACGGGAUCGUCCACAUAAAUUCUGUCCCCACUAAUGAGAAAGGGGAGCCUCCUCUGAGGUCCAGCAAGAUAAUCCAGAUCUCCAGUGGCCAAGAGUUGAGAGUGAUACAGGGAAGUGAAGCAGGAGACACCGGGCUGCCCCGAGUGGAAGUGAUCUUCGACUGCUCUGAUAGGCAGAAGACGGAAGAGAGCAGGCUUCAGGCAGGAAAGGGGUGUGUGGAUUCUCCAGUGGAAGGAGGGCAGUUAGAAGCACCUCCUUCUCUGGUAUCCUUUGCAGUCUCAUCAGAAGGCACAGAGCAGGGAGAAGAUCCACGGUCAGAAAGGGAUCACAGCAGACCUCACAAGCACAGAGCACGCCACGCACGGCUCAGGAGGAGUGAAAGCCUAUCAGAAAAGCAGGUGAAAGAAGCAAAAUCUAAAUGCAAAAGCAUUGCCCUCCUUCUGACAGAUGCCCCCAACCCCAACUCCAAGGGGGUGUUGAUGUUUAAGAAGCGUCGUCGGAGGGCCAGGAAAUACACCCUAGUCAGUUACGGGACUGGUGAACUUGAUCGAGAGGCAGAGGAGGAGGAGGAAGAAGGCGACAAAGAGGAUACAUGUGAAGUAGCAUUUCUGCGUGCGAGCGAAUCCGAGGUGGAGGAAGAGUUGUUGUCUGACACUGACGACAACACACAAGUUGUGAACUUUGACUGGGAUUCUGGACUAGUGGACAUUGAAAAGAAACUGAACAGAGGGGACAAGAUGGAGAUGUUGCCAGACACCACAGGCAAGGGGGCCCUCAUGUUUGCUAAGAGGAGGGAGAGAAUGGAUCAGAUCACAGCCCAAAAAGAGGAGGAGAGGGUGAGUGGAAUGCCAAGCAGAGAACCAGAUGCUGCCCAGAUGGAUGGCCUGAGAACCAUGACAUCUUACCAAAGGAAGGAAGAAGAAUCGGUGAGAGUGCAGAGCUCUGUGAGCAAAAGCUACAUUGAGGUGAGCCAUGGCCUUGGCCAUGUGCCCCAACAGAAUGGCUUCACCGGGGUGUCCGAGACAGCAGAGGCUCAGAGGAUGAUCCCUAUGAAUAGAACGGCCAAACCCUUCCCGGGGUCCGUGAACCAGCCAGCAACCCCCUUCUCUCCAACGCGAAACAUGACCAGUCCCAUCGCUGACUUUCCUGCGCCUCCACCUUAUUCUGCAGUCACACCCCCACCUGAAACCUUCUCCAGAGCAGUGUCAAGUCCGACAGCUGGCCCACCACAGCCCCCUCCGUGGCCCCAGCCUGGCCCAUGGUCCCAGCCAGCCUUUUACGAUUCAUCUGAACGAAUAGCUUCCCGGGAUGAAAGGAUCGCGGUGCCAGCAAAAAGAACAGGAAUAUUGCAGGAGGCCAAAAGGAGAAGCACGACAAAACCCAUGUUCACUUUUAAAGAGCCCAAAGUAAGCCCAAAUCCUGAACUCUUGUCACUUCUUCAAAAUUCGGAAGGCAAAAAGGGCACUGGAGCAGGAGGAGAUUCCGGACCAGAAGAAGACUACCUCAGUUUAGGAGCAGAGGCUUGUAAUUUCAUGCAAAGCCCCACUGCAAAACAAAAGACCCCACCUCCUGUCGCUCCAAAGCCUUCUGUCAAGUCCUCAUCCUCCCAACCAGUAACUCCAGUUUCUCCAGUCUGGUCGCCAGGAGUGGCUCCAGCCCAACCUCCUGCCUUCCCCACAUCCAACCCAUCACAUGGCACCGUUGUUUCCUCCAUCAAAAUAGCGCAGCCUUCUUACCCUCCUGCCCGGCCUGCUAGUGCUCUGAACCUGGCUGGUCCCUUCAAAGGACCACAAGCAUCAGUAGCCAGUCUGAACUACACUCCCAAACCAGCGGCUCCCACACCAACGGUAAACGCUGCUCAUACUGGUGCAAUGGGACCAUCCAAUGAGCUUCCAGGAAUGAGUGGGAAAGGAGCCCAGCUCUUUGCUAAAAGGCAGUCGAGGAUGAAAAAGUACGUGGUAGAUUCAGACACCGUGCAGGCCCAUGCUGCCCGUGCUCAGUCUCCCACUCCAUCUCUCCCGGCCGGCUGGAAGUACUCCUCCAAUGUCCGAGCACCCCCUCCUGUGGCCUACAAUCCUAUCCACUCCCCCUCCUACCCACUGGCUGCCGUCAAGUCCCAGCCAUCAGCCCCACAGGCCUCCAAAACAAGCAAGAAAAAGGGCAAGAAACCCCUUAAUGCUUUGGAUGUCAUGAAGCACCAACCUUAUCAGCUAAAUGCAUCCUUGUUUACUUUCCAACCUCCAGAUGCAAAGGAUGGCCUCCCUGCAAAGUCAUCAGUCAAGGUCAGUUCACUGCCAGCCAUGAAGCAAGCUAUUCCUCCUCAGCCAGUGAAUGCUGGCUCGCCCGCUAAUGUGCAGGCCUCGUCUGUGUACUCAGUGCCAGCCUAUAGCUCUCAGCCUUCCUUCUUUGCCGAGGCCUCCUCACCAGUAAGCGCCUCCCCAGUGCCCGUGGCCAUUCCCACCUCUCCAAAGCAAGAAUCAGCCUCGACAUCUUACUUUGUGGCACCAAGGCCGAAGUUCUCAGCAAAGAAAAGUGGUGUCACAGUUCAGGUGUGGAAACCAUCUGUUGUGGAAGAGUAAUCUUGUAGCUGAAGCUGAGUGUCCACUUUGCUUGAAACGAAUUGUUUGCAGUGUUACUUGAGUCCCUGAGAAUGCCUAGCAAGUCCUCAACUUAAUUUCAGAUGUCACCUCCCAAUCUGGGUCCAAGGAGAAUAUUUUUAAUGAGUCAAAAAUCUAACUCAGAUUGACUUAAAACAUAUUUAUCUUCUUUGCACACUUAAAAAGUCUGGGAGCACCCCUAAAUAGACAUGGGCCAUUAUAUUAAGUAAGCAGAUACUUAGGGUUUAUGCUUUAGCCACAAAAAAAAAAAAAACAGUGAUCAGUGUUAUCAACAUUGGGACACAGUCUUUAUGUAACAUAACAGCUGUGUUCCUACAGUGAAAAGGUUCAAAUGUAGUGAAAACAUAACAUGUAUUGACUGACAUUUCCUUUUUAAGUAGUGCUUUAUCUCUAUUACUAGUAUUAAAGGAUACGAAAUUUAUCGAGGACAGGGAUCAGCUCUGGUCUGUCAACCUCAGCCACCUGUUUGAUGUUGCAGAGAAGGUACCUUGGGGACGGUUGGAAUGUACAUAGUUUAGUAAGGUAGGUAAGAAAGAGGGGAUUAAUAAUUAUAGAGUACUUAUUAUGUACUAGGCUCCUUGCCAGAUGUUUUACAUAUAUUAGCUCAUUUCUUUAAAGUAAACUGGAUGGGCAAGAAGGAUAAUUAUCCUUAGAGAUUGAUUCCCAUCCUCUCUCCCCAGUUACCUAAGAAAUUGAGUACAUCUCCAAUUGCCCAUGAAGGCAUAAGUUUGUUUUCCUCGGCUGAGGCAAGUGGUAGAGUACAGUAAAACGGAGUAACACAUAAAAAGGUGAGCAGGCUGCAGAUAAAGGUACAUAUGACUAUUGUUUUCCUUUGGGAAAUCACAUGAUUGGGGCAUGAAGGGUUACUGACUCCAGGGGCUGACUGUGAAGCACGAGUAAUCCCAUGUGUGUGGAGGCCGUAGGGUGAGAACUCACAAUUAUUAGCAUCAUUUCUGAGUGACGUCACAGAUUUUUUUUUUCUUGUGUUUGUUUUGCUUUCUGACAACUGCUCCUCCCACUGUUCCUUGCAAUUCUAUUCUUGCACCUUCACUUUAUUAUUUAUAUUUGAUGGACCAGGAGGAUUCAGACAAGGUUACCUUUAAAUUUGGAUUGGUCAUACACCAUGCCAUCAUCCAGCUGGCUCUGAAGUUAAUAAUGUUACUGACAGUAAACCUGAAGACCUUUCUCAUAUCUAUUUUAAGUCCAAGUCUGACCAACCAUGGAAAAUAUUCAACAUGAAUUAAUGUAGAGAACCACAAAGCAUUUUUGACAGCUCCAAGGAAAGCCAUCUACUCGAUACAAGAGAUAUGUCUAGAGACCUCUCAUAAAAGCUUGCCUGGUGUGAGGGUACAUGGUACCAUUUUAAUCCUCUGAAAAUACCUGUAUUCCUGUUCUUUUUCUGCUGUCACUGUCAAUCUGCUCUAUUUUCACUACCCUAUUAAAACUAUUACUUUCUUCUUUAAUCUGUUCAAUGUAUUAAAAAAAAAAUACUUCCCUGUA